Messenger RNA from Trichobilharzia szidati, 829 nucleotides. NCBI's taxonomy places the organism in Eukaryota, Metazoa, Platyhelminthes, Trematoda, Strigeidida, Schistosomatidae. The record is from the annotation of a GenBank genome assembly.
UUCUGUUGGCUGACACUGUUCAAUACUGCACGACGUAUUGGUGGUAAAUUUACACGUGGUGCUACUUUCCGAAUAUUUUGUAAAAGAAAUCUAUUGUGUUUACAAAGACUCAACUGAACCUUGUUAUCCGCAAUUCUAAAAGAUGACGACGUGUAUAUCUUUCGAUGAAAAUAGUGUUUACAACUUCUUAUCCAGAAAAUGGGCUUUGGAUUUCAAUUCCAGACCACGUACUGCGGCUCCAAUUCCCACUAGUGCUCCAGAAUUGAAACAUCCUCCUGGUUAUGUUGAUCGUUCAUUUCCGGCUACCGCAGUUCGUGACUCAGACCCACAUCUUAUGCGUCAAAGAAGUUGGAACAUUGCAUUAGGACCGUUCCGCCAAGUUCCAAUGAACCUUUUUAUCAUGUGGAUUUCAGGAAGUUCAAUUUCGAUAUUCCCUCUGAUGUCCGUUAUUAUGCUCUUUUUACGUCCUUUACAAGCCUUAUUUUCUGCUCAGAACACAUUCAACCUUAUAGAAGGGAGUCAGGCUACAAUACAAUGUUGUGUAUAUGUUCUUGGUAACCUUGUCAUACUGGCUCUUGCUAUGUAUAAAUGUCACACUAUGGGUUUACUUCCUACAUACGCUUCAGAUUGGCUUUCAUUUAUAGAGUCACCGCAGGCAGCCGAAUGGUCAGCUGGAGGUUAUGUGGUGUAAAUUUCAGAAUGAUUGGUGGGAACAAGUAUUCAAACGCAAUAAAUAAUUCACAAUGUACGAUUGUUAUAAAAAUAAAAACCGGAGUGUAUAAUAUAAAUGUUUAUAUAUCAUUUAUUAAUUAAAUGAUUAUCAGUUAAA